AGGCGCAGGAUCAAAGACUAAAUAAACGUUGGUAGCCCUUGCUGGAAUAACUAGGGCCUUCUCAAAGACAACAAAUUUUAAGCCACACCUUCAAAACAAACAUUUCUUGAUGAAUACAAAGAACUGGCUGUGAGUCUAAGGAUGGCUUCUCCUGAAGUGUAAAAGAAAGCUACAUCAUGUCUUCAAGGAGAAGUGAAGAAUACACAGGUUCAAACCUGAGCCUGGCCACCAGCUCGACCUCGGAUGUAUCACUGCCAUGGAUACGGAGGCCGACGGAAGAGGACAAGCAGGAUGCGACGUCGACGACCACCAUCCCAUUGGACACCAACGUGAAGCCUGGUCAGUAUGUCCUACAGAGUCUGUUUGCAGAGUUUACCAUCCAAGCAGAGAGGAAGAUAGAGAGGAUUAUGACAGAACCAUUGGAAAGUCCUUUGGCAAAACUGCUUCAGAGAGGAGAGGAUCAGCAAUUUGACCAGUUGCUGAGUUCAUUAAGUGCGGUUGCUGAGCAUUGUCUACCAUCGUUACUUAAGACUCUUUUUGAUUGGUAUUCUCUUCAAAAUGAAGAAGAUGGAACACAGAGACAGAAGGUGGCCACAAAGAACAAAGGGGAGAAGGAUUACCUGUCUGAACGAAGAGAUCUUGCUGUGGAUUUUUUAUUCUGUCUGGUUCUGAUAGAAGUCUUGAAGCAACUCCCGCUUCAUCCUGUUCCAGAUAACAUGAUCUCACACAUUGAGACCCUAGCAUUCAGACAUUUCAAGAGCAGAGAAGGACUGCAGAGUGGAGUGAAUACAGAGAACAUUCACAUCAUAGCUGAUCUGUAUGCUGAGGUACUGGGUGUCAUGGCUCAAACCAGGUUCCUCUCUGUUAGGAAACGCUUCUUCACUGAACUCAAAGAACUCAGAUCAGAGCCACAGAAUGUCCAAACAACUCAGUCAAUCAUCAGCCUGGUCAUGGGUCUAAAGUUCUACCGAGUUAAGAUGUUUCCUGUCGAAGAUUUUGAAUCCUCCUUCCAACUCCUUCAUGAGUGUGCCAACUAUUACCUGGAAGUCAAGGACAAAGACAUCAAGCACGCCCUUGCUGGCCUCCUGGUCGAGAUACUCGUUCCCAUUGCUGCUCUUCCUCCAACUCAAAUUCAUGUAGCAUCUUCUGGCAUACCUGUGUGUGUGAAGAAUGAAGUAAACAUCCCGGUCCUGAAGAACUUUGUUGAGAAGAUGUACCAGACCACCUUUGAGCAGUGUUCCAAGAAGAAGCAUGCCCUGGCAGCGUUCCCCCUUCUCACCUGUCUCCUCUGCGUCAGUCAGAAACAAUUCUUCUUGUCUACAUGGCAUAACUUUCUCUCCCUCUGUCUCUCAAGCCUAAAGCAUCGAGACAGCAAGUUGUCCCGCGUGGCUCUAGAAUCCCUCUACCGUCUUCUCUGGGUUUACAUCAUGCGUAUCCAAUGUGAGAGCAACACCAGCACCACCAUGCGCCUCCAGAGCAUCACAGGGACUCUCUUCCCAAGGAACUCCCGCAAUGUCAUACCGAGGGACACACCCCUUCACAUCUUUGUCAAGAUCAUCCAGUUCAUCGCCCAGGAGAAGCUGGAGUUUGCCGUCAGGGACGUCAUCUUUGAUCUUCUGGGAGUCACAGGCAAGAGCAGAAUGCUCUUCCCAGAGCGCAUGAACGUUGGUCUCCGAGCUUUCUUGGUGAUUGCAGACAGCCUGCAGCAGAAGGAAGAAGCCCCACCAAUGCCCACCACCACCCGGAUCAUGCCAUCGGGAAACACCCUCCGAACCAGAAAGACAUUCCUUAACAAACAACUUACAGAGGAUGGAGCCAAGACUAUCGGGGUCGCACCAUUCUACCCUAGCAUCAGAAAAGCCCUGGAUCAUAUCGUUAGGUCUCUGGACAUUGCCGUUGGCAAGGCUCUACUCAUGACCAAUGCACAGUGUCUGACGAAAGAGCUGGAUGACCUCAUGACGAAUGAAAGAAAGCCAAAGAUCGAGUUGUUCAGGACAUGUAUCGCAGCCAUCCCACGUCUCAUUCCCGAUGGUCUCAGCCGUAAAGAACUCCUGGAACUCUUAUCAAGGUUGACUGUCCACAGGGAUGAUGAACUUAGAGGCUUGGCCUUCACAUCACUGCAGAAUGUUGUAGUAGACCUUCCAGACUGGAGAGAGGAUGUGAUCAUAUGUUUUGUUAACUUCAUGGUUCAUGAAGUUCAUGAUAUGUUCCCUCUCAUCUUGGAGAGCGCCCUCAAGAUGCUUCUUCAGCUUCUCUCACAGUGGAAGAUGGCGGAAACCAAUAAGGAAGAAGAGCCCCAGCUGAAGCCGCCUUAUGAACGGAACCCAUUUGCCGGUGUACUAAAUCUUGUAGAAGGUUUUGCCUUGGUGUUCCUGUGUAGUUGUCGACCUCUGAUCAGAAGAUUGAGUUUCUUUGUCUUGAAGGAAGUCCGGGCCCUCUUCAGCAUCCUUGGAUACUCAAGAGUUGACGAUGACAGUGUGCUUGAUGUGAUUGAUAGAGCUUGUCCAGGAGUGGUGGAGAGUUUCAUCCAUCAACUACCACCAGCAGAAAAGGCUACCAUCACUGCAUUACCCACAGUAGACCUUCAGUGGGUGGUAGAGCGUUCCAUUAAUCAAUGGUCUGGGAGUACAUACGAGUCGUCUGGAGCCAGCGAUAGUCUUACCAAGCUAGCAGCGAGGGGUAUGGGAGGGUUUAAUCCUUGGGCCUCUUGCCUGGCUCGAUUCUUCCAUAGUAAUUGCUUGCCACACUACUGCCCGACAGCAGUGACCAAUGCUUGGCCUGUGGUCAACACAAGACUGACCCAGCUUUAUGGACACAUUGACCCAAGUGCUCCAUCGGAAGGAAGGACAUCAAUUCGUUCAAAGAAGGUACUUCAUCCAAUGGAUGAUAACAUCGCCCUCUGGAGGAACUAUCUGGUGUUUGCUUGCAGCUGUGCCCCACCGAGCGCCGGUUAUCAAACUCCAAGACGAUGCUUGUCCCCGGAACCGAAUAGUGGUUCAAACGAUGGUUCAUCCCACCUUGAGAGAUUAGAAGCCAGACUUCACAGUUCAUCUAGCGGGGUGACAGCAGCUACACUCUUCAAGAUGUUAGUACCACUCAUCAGAUGUGAUAAUACAGACACCAGAGAAGCGGUUGUCAAUGGUCUAGGAUGGACAAACAUGUUUGCAUUCAGGGAUCUAAUGGAUGAACUGCAGCAAUCGCUGAAGGAUGCCUUGGAGAGGAAGCAAGAGAAUAUGAGACGAAAGAGAAGGAGAGAUUUCUUGAGAGUGCAUCUGAUCCGAGUCUUUGAGCUGAUAGCUGAGCACGGCCUCUUCAGAGAAAGGUGUUUGCUUGGAAAGGAGACUCAGCCACUGAACAGUACUUUCAUUGAUUACAUCGAGGGUAUGAGGUUGUUUCUAGAGAGUGAGAGUGAUAAGGAUUCACCUACGUUGAUGGAGAUCAGACUGCACUUCAGUGGAUUCAUUGGACGACUCAUUAGGAGUGUGCCAGCGGAGCAUCGAGCCAACCUCUUGCCACGUGAUGUACGCUACAGCGUUUUCUUUUUAUGUGGAGCAUGGUGUCGCAAACUUGGCGUAGUCUAUGGUGCUGUUGAUAGAACACCGUCAUAUCAAGAUGAGAAUUUCUCAGACCUAGAGAUUGAGGCAUUGCAGGCAAUGGCUGCUCUUCUUGUUUGUGGAGAGGUGUUUGAUACCAAUGCUCUUGCCCAAGAAGGUUAUCUGUACACCUGGAUGGACAACUUACUCAACUGUACUGAUGAAAGGGUUCACAAGCUAGGUAAAGAAACAGCGGUGCUUCUAUUGGAGAACAAUCCUCAACUUCCUAUGGUACUGAUGUGGUUUAUCCACCGGUGUUACACAGGACCUAAACUUGUUGCUAGUGGUUAUUUCCAAGCCAUGGCUUCAGUCCUUAAUACAAGUGAGUACCCAUGUGACAUGAUAGUGAUUCUAUGCCUAGUACUACUGAAGACCGCUGAUCCUUGCUCCGUCAUCCGCACACUGGCCUAUCAACUCCUACAAGUCCUUGACAAGAGAUUCUUUGGCUCGGGUGGACAGGGCAACCUUCUCAAAGCCACCUACGGCAAGUCUCAUGUCGCCCUGAGCAGAGAGCUGGCCAACUUACACCCAGAACUCACUCUUGCCAUUUUCUCAGAAAUAACGGAACGUUUUGAGUCUGCCCCUCUAGUCCAUCGUAACAUCAUGCUGGAGUACCUGCUCCCCUGGAUCUAUAACAUUGAGCUGGUGGACUCCCUAGGUAAGGAGGGAGGUGGAGCCGGCUCCAUGGGUGGAGGGAAGGAGAAGGAGGUGGUUGAGAUGGAGGACCCGGAGCAGGGGUGCGCCUUGAGGCGUCCUGGAUGGGGUAGCAAGCAGGCAUCUUGUGUCAUCCUCAAUAACCUUCUCUUCAUUACUGCAGAGUAUGGUGAUGAGCAUUGUGAUGGUCUUGAACAGCUGUGGGCGGGGCUAUGUACCUGUUGGCCUGGUAACCUACCAGUCAUUCUAAACUUCCUGCUUGGUCUGACUGGUGUCAUGACCAACCCAAACCUUCUACCUUAUUUAAAGCGAGUGCUAGUAUACAUCGCCCGUGCCAAGCCCCAGCGCCUGAUGGACGAACUGAUGCGAGAGAUGCUGUCCGUGGAGAUUGUCACCACCAACGUGGAAAGGACCGAAGAACCACCCUUCUUCCAGCUCUACCACCAACCCCAGUUUGGGGCGACGGGACCAGAGUCCGGAAGCGCGGCAUCGCUGAUUGAGAAGAUGGAUAAGGAGGAGGAGGCGAGGAUGCUGGCCAGUGAGAAAGGCAAACAGGAGAAGAAUACGUCGGAUCGGGGUACUCAAGUUGCGGUGGGAACGAAGACACCACCACCUACUGAUGGAGGGAGUUCAAAGGAUAAGGAUAGCAUCAUCCGUUACAACGAAGGAUCCUCCUUGCAUCAGAGUAGUGGUAGUUUGUCCACGUUAACCAGCAGUACCUCCACACCUAGCAAUGAAUCAGCUGGAACAGACAGAGUUCGAUUUAAACCAGCCAUUCCAGAGGAGCCAGAAGAAUCCAAUGGUAGGUUUACCACUAUUGAGGAGAAGGCAUCAGAGAAUUUCCAAGGAUCUACCAAGGUUGAUUUCUAUGCAGUAUGGCAGCAGCAGACAAUGAAUGGACUCACUUUACCCAUUCCUCUACCGGAGGAGUACUACUGCGCACCCCUCUCAGAUUACAUUGAUGACAAUGAGACACCCCCACAGGGGGUCAUUCACAGGUGCAACUUGGCAACUGUUUUGCUGACUGACCUGGUUCUUGAGAAAGUAGAUGUUGACUGGCAGGUUCAUCUUCCUCAUAUUCUUCAUGAUCUAUUUCUUGGUCUUGAUCACUCCUGGCCUCUGGUCCAUGAGCACUGCAAGCGAUUGCUUCUCAACCUCCUGGUGAAGCUGGCUCCUCACAAUGACUUUGUCAAUGUAGCUCACACUCUGCUAUCUCGACAUGUUAUCAGUGACCUCAAUGCAGGUCUCCUAGAUCAGAAGGUCGUUACCAAGGAAUAUAACUUCACAGGUGGGCCGACAAGUCAUAAUGGCCACACACCAGACACCAUAUCCUACGAAUCGGACAACUCCGCCCUCAUGGGCAGCACUACCACCAUCAGUGGAGCGUCCACUGUCUCUGUAUCCAGUAUGAGUUCCACCUCAACUGUCAUCCCAUUCGGUAUGAGUGCUGUAACACACAUCAGUGUGGAUCAUUUGAGGACCAGUGAAGAAGCCGCCAAAGCCCUGAUAGAAUUCUUGGUUACAAGGAAAUGUCGCCCUCUGUGGUCAUGUGAAGAGAUCACCCCCAGAUUAACCAUCAUUAAGAGUGCAGAGCAGCUCGAGACUUUCCUUCGGAAUGUAGUAAGGAUCUUCCAUGGCAGUCUGAGAGGGUCUCACCUAGAGCAGCGUUGGGCUCAGGUAGCACUCCAGCUCGCUCUGUCUUGCUCUUCAAGACAUUAUGCUGGCAGAUCGUUCCAGAUGUUCCGAGCACUGAACCCUCCACUCAAUCCUAUGAUGUUGUCUAACAUCAUGACCAGACUGGUUGAGACAGUAGCUGAUCAGGGAGAAGAUGUACAGGGGUAUGCAACAGAGAUCCUUCUCACCUUGGAGAACUCUAUCGACACCCUGGCCCAAGACCUCAUCUUCGCUGACCUUCGGGAGAGGUCAAAGUCUGGGUCAUCCCGCAAGGCAGAGUUCCGUAAGAGCACCAGUAACCUCUUCAGCAUAGGACCGACCAGUAACUUUGAAGGGAUCCGUCCCAAGAUCAUGGAAGGUCCUAACUCUGUCAACUCGCCAGGGAACAACAAUGCAGACAUGCGAGCGUAUGUAGAACACCGCGGCAGGAGCUCCACCACCAGCGAGCUUGAUAAGUCAAGCUUCCAUCGAGGCCGUGCUCGUAGCAGCUCAUCCCUCAAGCAUAUCGGAGAGAACAACAUCUUUGAGGAGAGGCUGAACAUGCUGGCCCAGGUUUUCUGGAUCUUUGUCUCUCUCCUAGAGUCAGACUAUGAGUUUGAGUUUCUGAUGGCUCUCAAAGCUCUAGAAAAGCUUCUAAGAUACCUUCCUCUAGACCGUCCUGAGGUGAGAGUUCGUCUAGAUCAAGUUCUAGCUCAACUCAGAUGGGAAGGUUACCCUGGACUUCAAGCUCUCAUCCUCAAGGGUUUCACUUCCUCUGUGACCUAUGACCUGACCCUACACCUGGUAUCAAAGUUGACAACCUACACUCACCUGAGAGUGAUAGAUCCCACCCAGGCUGCUGGCUUCCCUCUCAAUGUGGUGGCUCUUCUACCGUAUCUCAUCCAGAAGUUUGGUCAGCCGGAGAAGUUUGCUUGUGAAAUAGCAACCAACAUCAGUAGGGUUUGUCAGGAGAGAUGUACCAAGAUGGCACCCCUCUCCACGGUCCUGACGAUGUAUAAGAAUGGAACUUACAACCGUGAUAGCAAGGCAUGGGCUGGUGUGGUAUGUAAAUACCUCCAUGGGGCCUACUCACACUUCAGCAUUCCUAUGAUGACAUUCCUGAUUGAGGUAUUGGAGAAGGGUCCGAUCAACAACCAAUCGCCAGUUCUCCAGAUAGUCUAUCAUCUCAUUCAUAACAUUGAUCUCAUGGCUGCACCAAUGCAACAGGUCAAUGAUAAUCUAUUGAGAGUCAUUGCUAAAUAUGUUCAGGGAGUGCACUGGCAGGAUUCUCUCAACAUUCUCAAAGUAGCCGUGUCCAAGUCCUCUUCACUGGUCAAGCCUCCAUCCCAUAGUGACCAUCACAAUAGGGUAGUCUCCUUAGCCCUUGACCAACGCAAGGAACUACCGGGUCGCACCAUGGAAUUCACCUUUGACCUUUCUAGGGUUGUUGAUCCAGAACAUACCUCCAGUAGUUUGCCUGAAACAUCACUACUCAGUUCGGAGAAAAUGGUGAAAAAGGAGCACUCCCCAACGGGUUUUUUGACACGAUCAUCAAAGGAUAAGACUCCUAUCAUACGCCGCAAAUACCCAUCCAUGGCUACCAUCACUACAUCGUUCAGUGACGAGUCAGCCGCGAGCACGCUUAGCAGUGAUGACAGUAGCAUGAGCACCGAACCCACCGACAUGUCCCAGCUCGGGCCAGGAGGAAGCAUGUUCUCCGCCUCAUCUGCAACCAUCAAUGCAGCCAAGCAGAAUAUCGUGCCCUCGGCUUGGCGCAAGCCUCAGCAGUCGCAACGAAGGACCAGGGAGAGAAUGGUGUCCGUUCUCAAGGGACUGGGUCAGAAUGUUGGAUUGCCCAGGAGCCCAUCGGUGAUCUUCAGUUCUACGAGUGACAUCACAAAUGAUCGACAGACCAGCGUAUGUUCAUCUAGUGAUUCUACAUCCAUUGUUGACUCUAUGAACCCAGAGGGCAGCAAAGCAGAGGAGAGUGGCGAUAUACCGACACUCAAAGAGUUUGACUUUGAGGGUGAAGAAGUAGACAGAGAGGAUGGUAAAGGUUUUAAUUGGUAUGACAGCCGUCAUUCUUUGGAGGAUAUUGAUUCAAGUGGAGUGACAAACCCUGAUCAUGAGGGAUCCAAAUAUUCAUCAGAAGACGAGACUAGUAUAUCAGGAGCUGAUGAUAAUGCACCUAGUCUUGAGAACAGUCGCAUCUACUCAGGAAUGUCUCAAGAAUUCAUCCCUUCUCCAGGGGGCAGCAGCGUCAUCCGAAGAACAGCAUCAGGAUCAUUAUCAAGUGGUGGUAGUGAUAUUGAUAGCAUCACAUCCCCGAUAUGCAACUCACCCACCGCCAACUCGUCCUUCAUCUACAUCCCCGUCGACGAGGUGGAAGAAGCCUGGCAGAGUCACGUUGACGCGGUCAUGGGGGAUACGAGCGGUCGUUUUGCCGUCAAUACGUUCCAUAUCUUCACGCAGUUGUAUAAGGUCAUGCAGCAGAGGUUCUGUAACCUGACGCGAGAGGCUUGCAAUUACCUGGGUGAUAGGAUGAGAAGCAUUGCACUUCAGUUCCUGAAUACCCUUGAAGUCCUGAGCACCCAUGCUCUUUGUCCAUUUGUCUAUGUGGACACAGAGACAUUGAUGAUGUGUAGACUACUGGACAGUCAUAAAUACUGUGUGCUUGAACUCAAUGAACACUAUGAUACAUACAUCUCAAAAAGGGACCUUACGGUUGAGUGCCUGGAUUCUAUCAAAGCAUCUUUGAAGAGGCAAACUCUUGUAGCUCAUGACAUAAAUGGCCCUACAGGAGAAGAACAGCAAAUUGAGCUCUGUCGUCGCCUGUACCGUCUCUACUGCCAACUGAGGAUGUUGUUUGAUAGCUACUGUAAACUGAUUCAUUCUCUAGAGGGCGCCAAGCAUGGUCCACAUGCCUCACAUAUUGUCGACUUCUCAGUGUUCGUCUGUGCAGCCAAGGAGGAACUGAGUCUUGCUGCUCAGGAACUAGAAAGUGGCCAGGUAGCGUUGUCACCAGAGGGCGACACAGGAAUCACCACACCUGAAGCAGCCGUUGUCACCUUGACCAAUCAUCUUGGACGAAGGGACGUCAGACGGGCUCUCAGGAUCUUACAUGUAUACAGGUCAAUGUGGUCUGGUGAGCUCUUUGGUUCCAGUGAGGAAGAUGAUCAGGAUGUUCUAUUGGCUUUACUAUGUAAACAACUUGCUGAUGGCAGGAGUGGUGUCCUGGUGAUCUCAAGGUCAGGCCAGGAGCUCCAGACAGCAUGCCACAAACUGAUGGACAUCAACGCUCAACUAAAAAAAUCCAUCAAAGUCAUUGAAAACCUGGAAACAAAGGAGGAGGUGGAAGAGAAGAGUGAGGUAGAGAAGGCGGAAGGAGAAGGACCAGGAAGGGGAGACGAGAAAGUGAAGAUGAGGAGGAAAGGAAACAGGAAGGGGAAGAAUGAUGGAAGGAAGAGCUGGAAGAGUGAGGGGGAUAGAAGCUCAAAGGAAGGAAGCGGGGAGGCCGGUCAGGGCGUCAAAGGCGGACGGGGUAAUGAUGAGAAGAAGAAAGGAAAGGAGGAUAAGAAGGGGAAGCAGGAGAAGAAGAGAUCCAGCAAGGAACUGACACCAGAAACUACUGGAACGGAGGAGAAGAAGUUGUCGGAGGAGAGGAAUGAUGGGAAAGGAAAAGAUGGGGAGGGAGAAGAUUCGGAAGUUGUUGUCAUGGUGACGAGUGAUUCAGGGGUGGGCGGUGAUGUUGAGACGAAGGAAGCAAAGAUCGUAUUCCAGAGCAACGAGGGUGUGGAGAGUGAAGGGGUUGAAGGGCGCGAGGUGACGCUUGAUACCAAGGGGUCAACUGAGAACAUGGAAGAAGUGAAGGUUGAGGAUAUGACAUUAAAGGAUGCAACCGGAGGUAAGGCUGAUGGAGAAGGGGUGGAAGGUGGCAGCGAAACCAGAACAAUUGAUGAGGAGGAGGUGGAGUCUGACUUGACCGCUCUCAUUGAAGCCAUUGAGGAAAUCGAGGAGGAGAUGGUGAAUAAAGACAAAAUGGAAGCCCUACCUUUGAAACUCACCGAUGAUGAAAACACCAGUACUGGUGCAGCAGGGGCUGGGGUUGAACCCUCCUCUCCAGCCAAAGGGGAAAGUUUUGCCCCCCUUCCUGACAUGGAUAGUGGUGUCAUGGCCGAGACUCCAGACUCUCAAGCACCCGAUAACAAGACUUCCUUCACCGAUGAUGUCCCACUGGAUAUUCAGGUUACACCCGCAGAAGAGGACAAACUCUUUCCUCCAGACAAGGAACCAUUGAGGAAGGGGUCAACGGGAGAGACAGAGAAUGAGACGGAGAAGAAAGCUCUUGGAAUCACCGAAGAUGUUUGGCAGAAAGAUCCAAAUUCCAGACCAACAUCUGGAGAAAGUCUUUGCACAGAGCUUUAGGACCAAAAACAGAACUUGCCAUUCAGAGAGCUUGAGUGAUAUGAAUAUUGGUGUAAGAAAUGGUGAACCAGAACUUGAUUGCAAGAAAUCUUAAUGUCAAAUAUGUGUAGAAGUUUUGCACCUAGAAACAGCCAGAAUGAAGGUGUUAUACAUGUGUGUUUGCCAUAAAUGCCCUAAAUUUUAUUAAUGAGCAACUUUAGAAAACAUGUGAC
Molecule: messenger RNA, 10537 nt
Organism: Lytechinus variegatus (green sea urchin)
Lineage: Eukaryota; Metazoa; Echinodermata; Echinoidea; Temnopleuroida; Toxopneustidae
Product: protein furry homolog
Exons: 59
Coding region: 177-10325 (3382 amino acids)
Biological process (GO): cell morphogenesis; neuron projection development
Cellular component (GO): site of polarized growth; cell cortex
Source: RefSeq, a predicted model, not a curated record